AUGCGUACUGGUCUUGCUAUUAUCCUCUCAAUUGUGUCCUUCGUCCUCACGUCCGCUGUUAGAGCACAUUAUGUCCUUGCAGACUCAUAUGUCGGCCGCGAAUUCUUUGACAGCUGGACAUGGGAGACAAUGAACGACCCAACGAAUGGUCGCGUGAACUAUGUCUCGAAAGGCACCGCAAUGGGAUUGAACCUGUCAUUCGCGUCGGAUGAGAAGUUCAUCAUGCGUGCGGAUUACAGAAACGUGGUGCCAUCAUCUACACGCGGCAGGAGGAGUGUCCGUAUAACGUCGAACAAGGCCUACGGCGACUCUGUCACUGUACUUGAUCUCGAGCACAUGCCGGAGGGAUGUGCAACAUGGCCCGCAUUCUGGUCACUCAGUCAGAAAGGGCCAUGGCCUGCAGGAGGAGAGAUUGAUAUCGUCGAAGGUGUCAACCUCCAGACACAAAACCUGAUGUCGCUGCACACACUCCCUCAAUGUAUCAUGCCUCAGCAGCGAGCACAUCUCGGGACAGUGUCCUCGACGAACUGCGACGCCUCCGUGAAUUUCAACCAGGGUUGCGGCGUGAACGGUCCUCCAGGCUCGUACGGAGCGCCGCUCAACGCGGGACGCGGAGGCUGGUUUGUCAUGGCACGCAGCAAGGCUGAGGGUGUGCGCGUGUGGUUCUGGGCUCGUGGGGAUCCAAACGUCCCAACCGAGGUGAGCACUCAUCCGAUCGAGGGGAUCCUCGGUAUAGGCGCGACAGGCACACCAACGCUCUUCCCGGAUCCGACCUGGGGCCCGCCCACCGCACUGUUCCCGAUGGACUCCUCGUGCGAUUACGAGAAGCACUUUGACGAUCACCAGUUCGUGUUUGACUUGACCUUCUGUGGUGACUGGGCGGGGAACGCCUAUCCAAAUUCUGGGUGCCCCGGGUCUUGCACGGAUUACGUCGACAAUCACCCUGAAGCGUUCGAAAACGCCUUCUGGGAAGUUAACGCCGUGCGCGUGUACACACCUGUUGCCAGAUCGAACAAGCUUCUAUGA
Laetiporus sulphureus 93-53 is the source of this 1026-nucleotide messenger RNA. Its product is annotated as glycoside hydrolase family 16 protein. Gene Ontology annotation, molecular function: hydrolase activity, hydrolyzing O-glycosyl compounds. The coding region runs from base 1 to 1026 and encodes 341 amino acids. NCBI's taxonomy places the organism in Eukaryota, Fungi, Basidiomycota, Agaricomycetes, Polyporales, Laetiporaceae. The transcript is spliced from 7 exons. The record is from RefSeq and is a predicted model, not a curated record. Gene Ontology annotation, biological process: glucan catabolic process.